Thlaspi arvense is the source of this 258-nucleotide messenger RNA. The record is from the annotation of a GenBank genome assembly. Lineage: Eukaryota; Viridiplantae; Streptophyta; Magnoliopsida; Brassicales; Brassicaceae.
AUGGUGGUGGUGGAGACUUGUAGUAUACUUUUGGAGAAGGGGAAUAGUAUGGUAGAGGUGGUGAAUUGUAUAUGUAUGGUGGUGGUGGAGAUUUGUAGUCUACUUUUGGAGAAGGCGAGUAGUAUGAUGGAGGUGGAGAGCUGUAGACGUAUGGUGGUGGUGGAGACUUGUAGUCAACCUUGGGAGAAGGAGAGUAGUAUGGUGGAGGUGGGAAGCUGUAGACGUAUGGAAGUGGUGGAGACUUGUAGUCUACCUUAG